GUCCCCACAGCAGCGAGAUGAAGAGCACCACGGCCACGAGCAGGGUCUCCUCGCGCAGCAGCAACUGGCUCACGAGCUGCAACAUUUUGAUUACCUGAAAGCAACCUACAAUCAAAUUACUUCAUUUUGGUUAAGAACACCAAAGGAGGACAAAGAUGCCACGAGGAGAUUUUAAUGUGCAUUUUGAAAGCAGAGGCGGUGGAUUCUAUGUUCGAGCAGAGGAGGCAGCUGGAAUAGCUUUCUUAAUCAUAAUUUUGGCAGCCCUUUUCAUAAUUGGAUGCUGGUACUACAGAAGAAGGAGCGGGUACAAAAUAAUUCAGACUCAAAGCAAUGGCCAAACCUGGAGGUCACUGGCAAGGUCAGGACAAUACAGCGAGGGAGGAUCGGCUGCUGAGAAUAAAUUUGCCCUCAACGAGUUCAGCAGCCUUCGUCCGGUGAUUCCGAAUGCCCCUCCGGCAUAUGAGAAGAUCUCAUCAGGGCCUUUACCCCCGCCCUACACCCCCUGAGGGACUGAAGAGCCCUACUGAAGUACAACCCACAGAUGGCACUCUAAAUUCUGUCAUUUGUUACAACAUUAAUCUGAAAACAUUUUGAUUUAGUUCAAGACAAAAAAUGCCAUCUGAUCAUUGGAGAAAAGUCAAAAUAAAACAUCCACACUUUAAUAGCAAGUAAAUGUGUUGUUUAAAUGUCUUCCUUGUAUGGUAUUAAGUUGAAUGUAGUUUCUUAUUAUCCUACUGCCAAGCUGAGAACGAACAUGAAGGUUUUUGCAUGCCAAGAACUGUAAACAUGAUUAGGAAAUAGAUUAUACAGUAUAUGGAACAGGUAAAGUAUAAACAUUCAAUAAAACAAUCUCCAGU
This is a messenger RNA of Scleropages formosus (Asian bonytongue), 857 nucleotides long. It is a transcript of the gene mlana, whose product is annotated as melan-A. The transcript has 6 exons. Lineage: Eukaryota; Metazoa; Chordata; Actinopteri; Osteoglossiformes; Osteoglossidae. Gene Ontology annotation, cellular component: melanosome. Bases 156 to 506 code for a protein of 116 amino acids. The record is from RefSeq and is a predicted model, not a curated record.